AUGUCGACACCCAAUCCUCGUGGGAGGCGGUCACCUCCCGGCUCUGGAACUCCCGGCCAGGAGACCGGACGCAGAGCAGCAGCAUCACCAGCUUUCGCAGAUAUAUCCAGACUUCCCACCACACCCGGCCGGUUUACGGGUCUCGCAACACCAUCCGCAAACCGUUCGGCCACUCGACGGACACCGCGAACCGGUGCACCGUCUACACCAUUUGGGCUUCGAGCUAUCCAGCGUCGCGCGGCUAAUACACCCGGACGAGACCGGAGAAAGAGUGGACGCCCGCAGAGGGAGACACCGUUCGAUAUUUUGAGGAAUCUGGGGAGAGCUCUUGCUCCUGUGUCGGCGCUGAUUCGUUCGUCACCGCAGGAAGAGCCAGAACCGCCGAAGAAAGAUGAGAUUGAUGAACUCGACAAUGAGCCGGAGAUACCGAAGCCGAGAUUGUCAUUACCGAUAGAGAUGGACGAAGAAGACGAAGAUGGCCCGGAUAUUCCGCCUCCGCGGCUGUCAUUGGCGUUUGAAGAAGAGGAUAUAACACAGGCGUCCAUUGAAUACCCACGAAGAGCAAUGGCGGAGGCGGAUCGCGCGAGGCUUGAGAGAAUGAGUUUCGGCGACGUCAGGUUGAGUGAGAACUUUGGCGAUUUGAGCAGGUUAGAAAAUCUUGACGACUUGUCCGACGCUGGGGACUACACUGGGCUACAACAAGAUGAAGCUGAGGAGAGAGGCGAUGUUACGGGUAUUUCUGCUGGAUUUGAUGCAGGUGGGGAGACUGAUGAUCUCGGACGGUUUAACUUCGACUUCAACUUUCCGAGUCCCAACGCCGCAGCUGCCACUGGUCCGGACCUUGCGCAGGAUGACGAUGACGGGUUUAUGCUGGACACCGCCGACAUGCAGCAUGAGCCAGAGCUCCAGCCAUUGUCAGAGCGCGGCGACAAUGAUGAUGAGGACGACGAUGAUGUGACAGGCGGCUUUGGGAUGGAGGUCUACAUGGGUGAUCAAGCAUCGGAGGCUGGAUCAACCCAACAAGCACCCAUUGGAGGAGGGCUGCGCGACGAACCCCUGCGACAAGGACGGAAAGAGAAGAAGAUCUCACGGCACGGCCACCCAGUUCCAAACUUGCCGGCUGCUAUGGUGAAGAAACUGGCUACCAGAUUUGCACGGACAAGCGCUGGAGCGAAGACAAAGCUCAGUAAAGAGACGUUGGCCGCGAUCGAGCAAGCGUCCGAGUGGUACUUCGAACAGGCCAGCGAUGACCUUGCGGCCUAUGCCAAACACGCGGGACGGAAGACCAUUGACGAGGGAGAUGUCAUGACUCUAAUGAGACGGUAA
This is a messenger RNA of Paecilomyces variotii, 1326 nucleotides long. Its product is annotated as centromere kinetochore component CENP-T-domain-containing protein. The transcript is spliced from 4 exons. NCBI's taxonomy places the organism in Eukaryota, Fungi, Ascomycota, Eurotiomycetes, Eurotiales, Thermoascaceae. The record is from RefSeq and is a predicted model, not a curated record. Gene Ontology annotation, cellular component: FANCM-MHF complex; Fanconi anaemia nuclear complex. The coding region runs from base 1 to 1326 and encodes 441 amino acids. Gene Ontology annotation, biological process: replication fork processing; resolution of meiotic recombination intermediates. Gene Ontology annotation, molecular function: chromatin binding; protein heterodimerization activity.